ACGGCGAUACGGGUGUCCCGGGAAAGUUGUGCCCGAGUUGCCAUCGGCUCGGAGCGGGAGCGGCUCCAGAAGCCGCAGCGGCGCGGUCGGGGGCUGCCGGGUGCGGGUGCCCCUCGGGGCGACACCCACUCCCCCGCCCACCCUGCGGCCCCCCUGCCCUUGGUGCUGGUGAUGACCCUGAACACGCAGCCCGGGAGCAGGAGCCCGCUGCGGCGGAGGGCCAGCACCCCGCUCCCGCGGCCGGGUGGCUCUGGGGCCGCUCCGCGGGGUGAGCCCUAUCACCCCCAGCUCGGCCACACCGCCUCCGAGCCGGGCUGCAGGGCCCCCCGCGGCAGCUGGUCCCCCGACUCCUCGGGCUCCCCAAGGCUCAGGGAGCCCCGGUACCGAGUGGUGCUGCUGGGUGACCCCGGCGUGGGGAAGACCAGCCUGGUCAACCUCUUCGCCGGCGUCCAGGAGAGGGACCUGCUGGACCAGCACGGAGGGGCCGCGUACGAGCGCAGGCUGACCGUGGAUGGCGAGGAGACCACGCUGCUGGUGCUGGACACCUGGGAGCCAGAGCAGCGGGGUGAGGAGAGCCAGCGCCGCAGCCACUGCCUGCAGGUAGGGAACGCCUACAUCAUCGUUUACUCUGUCACUGACCGGGACAGCUUCGAGAGCGCCUCAGAGCUGCGCAUCCAACUGCGCCGCGCGCGCCAGGCUGAGGACAUCCCCAUCAUCCUGGUGGGGAACAAAACUGACCUGGUGCGGUGCCGAGAGGUGUCUGAGGAAGAGGGCCAGGCCUGCGCCGCCGUCUUUGACUGCAAGUUCAUUGAGACGUCAGCGGCUCUGCAGCACAACGUGGCUGAGCUCUUUGAGGGGGUGGUGCGGCAGAUCCGCCUGCGCCAAGGGGGCAAAAAAUCCCACCUGCACCCCACGACCAGUCAGAAGCACAAGGAGAGCCUCACCAGCAGAGCCCGGCACUUCCUCGAUAGGCUGGUGGCCAGGAACAGCAGCAAAGUGGCCCUCAAAGUCCGUUCCAAGUCCUGCCAUGACCUGUCUGUGCUCUGAGAGCCACGGUCCUGUCCCUCCGCACACGCCAGCUGGGACUCUGCUCUCUGCAGUGUGACCAGUGGCUCUGUGGAGAGCUCAGACAGGGCUGGAGUGAUGCUGAGGAUGUGGAACUGUUUUCACUGCUGAGGGAUGCAAGGGUGCUCUGGAUCUGGCCACUCUCCUCCAGGAGAGAAGAUAAAUGGGACCAGGUAUGUGGGGUGGAGGAUGGGAUGGGUACCUGCCCUUGGAGUGGUGAGAUUUUGGAUCACAGCUGCUCCUGCAGAGCUGGAGGUGAGGGGUAGCUGUGCCCCAGAGCAGGGCUGGAAGCUACCAGGAGUGUGGCAGGUCCUCUUUGCAAUGCUGUCCUUUGCAGAGCAGCAGGGACUGGCAAGGGCACCAUGGCAUUGUCCACCUUGGACAGCCUGGAGCCUGGGAAGAGGGGGUAGGGGAGCACCAGCGGCAUCACCUGGCACCCUGACUGUACUGUGCCAGGGCUUUGUGCCAUGUCUCACUGGCACCAGUGUUUCUGUGCUCUCUCUGUACUGAUGUGAUGGGGAAACCCUUGAUCUGCAGAAUAAAUCCAUCAGGGAGGUGCUGUUCUCUGCUGGGUCCCUGCCCAGGGGAGCCACAUCCCAGAUCCACACGGUCAGA
Parus major (Great Tit) is the source of this 1680-nucleotide messenger RNA. It is a transcript of the gene REM1, whose product is annotated as RRAD and GEM like GTPase 1. Bases 172 to 1047 code for a protein of 291 amino acids. Gene Ontology annotation, molecular function: GTPase activity; calcium channel regulator activity; GTP binding. Gene Ontology annotation, biological process: negative regulation of high voltage-gated calcium channel activity. Lineage: Eukaryota; Metazoa; Chordata; Aves; Passeriformes; Paridae. Gene Ontology annotation, cellular component: plasma membrane. The record is from RefSeq and is a predicted model, not a curated record. The transcript has 4 exons.